Molecule: messenger RNA, 1131 nt
Organism: Neocloeon triangulifer
Lineage: Eukaryota; Metazoa; Arthropoda; Insecta; Ephemeroptera; Baetidae
Gene: CIA30
Product: complex I intermediate-associated protein 30, mitochondrial
Exons: 5
Coding region: 198-1103 (301 amino acids)
Biological process (GO): mitochondrial electron transport, NADH to ubiquinone; mitochondrial respiratory chain complex I assembly
Cellular component (GO): mitochondrion
Source: RefSeq, a predicted model, not a curated record
CGCCCACCUCUUGAAAUUUAUUGUCAACAUUGGACUGGUUUUAGUGGUUUUAUGUUAACAAACAUAAUUUGAGUUAGAUAUAAUAGCGACUUAUCGUCAUUAAUCAUUUAUCAUUUACAUCAUUUAUGCAAGAGACAUGUCGAAUUCGUAAAAGUUUUCUGAAACUCCUGUGAUACGUAUAGCUCCUUUUAUUUAACAUGUUUGAAUCGCUGGCCGUCAGUAGUCGGCUCAUUACAAGAUGUGCUCACACACUUUUGAGAAGCCAAAGAUGCACAUUUCACUCAUCGUCGGUCAGUCGGGCCAUUUACGAGAAAGACGACAAAGGAGGAUUCAGAAAAGACGGAGAUUUAAAGUUCCCGAGUCGCACUGAAAUGAUCCGGGACGGCUUCAAACAGCUCAAAACUGAAAUCAUGUUGUGGAAGGACGAAGUUAAGGAAAAACUGUCCAUGGAUCCGUUGGCCUUCGCUCGAAAAGGUGAGGUGGAUUGCCUGUGGGAUUUCAAAGACCCAGAAACUCUUAAGAAAUUUCAACUCGCGUCGGAUAAAGACCACAACCAUGGCUACAGCACCUGCGAGCUGAAAAUGAGUCCGGCUGGCAAAGGCUUGUUCACUGGGUACAUCGACGCAACAGUCCCUAAGGAUGGAAUCGUUCAAUCAUCCGGCUACUGUUCAAUGAGAUCCUACAGAGCCAGAAAAUCAUUCAAAAGAGACAGCUACUUAAAUUGGUCGAUGUAUAACACAUUGGUGAUCAGGGUGCGAGGAGACGGUCGAAGCUACCAAUUGAACAUCGGAAACGCUGGAUACUAUGAUCUUAUGUGGAAUGACGUUUUUACAUUUGUUCUUUACACCCGAGGAGGUCCUUAUUGGCAAUUAACCAAAAUCCCAUUUUCGAAAUUCUUCUUCACCAGCAAAGGACGAAUCCAGGACAAGCAAAGACCUAUAAAUUUAGAAAUGGUGUCGCAUUUUGGAAUCACGGCCACCGAUACAGCAAAUGGAGACUUCAGUUUAGAAAUAGAUUACAUCGGCUUAGAGUUUGAUCCAGAACACACAGAAGAGUUUGCUUACGAGACUUACAAACACGAUAAUUACAUUGUUGGAAACUAAUAAACUGUUGAAAUUAAUUAAAUUCCGU